AAGAUAUAAGUUCUCAGACCAGGGAUUAUACUAUAAAUAUAAUGCUAAAUAUUUUAUUCCGCAGUUGAUUUUUGAGGGUAGCCCAGCUCUUUCGUUUUUAACUCGUACUUCUUUGCUUAGCAUUCUGGCGAAUAUGUUCUCCUACCACUUCCUAAUUUAUAUGUUGAUUACUUCGACUUUGGGUGCGAUAAUAUCGACAGAAAAAUCCUCUUCAGUUGUGAAUUCAGGAGUUGAAGGAGUGGAAACAGUGGAGGAGCCUCCAGUCAAAAUAAAGGACGUCCCUGCGGCGAAGGUUGAAGGCGAGCUUCCAUUACGAUAUAUCGGGGAAUCUGUUCCUGCCAACUGUACAGCAUUCUAUUCAUGCUGUACUCUAUUUGACGAUGGAAGUGAUGAUUGCCUGAAGUGGUGUGUGAAAAAGGUGAGGUGUAACAAGCGGUUGGUCGUCGUUAAAGUUCCAUCUUUCGUCGAAAUUGUCGAUGAUGAAUCAAUAUUGCCCAUCGCAUCUACUGAAACAAGUAUUUCUCCGGAAAGCCUCCCAAAAGUCCCAGCUAACGAUACUAUGCAAUCUGAGAAAACGAUUAAAGGCGUACAGGUAAUUGAUAUUCCCUGUUUAUCUGGCUCUCUACCUGAUCGCAGAGGAAGAUGCCGUGAAGUGUGGUAGAUUUUAAUCGAUUCUACUAAACUAAUAACAAAUUACUGGUAUUUGGAAAUUUUCAUUGAAAAUAAAUGUUUCAAUUGAUGCAGAA
Hermetia illucens (black soldier fly) is the source of this 746-nucleotide messenger RNA. RefSeq lists its product as uncharacterized. The transcript has a single exon. NCBI's taxonomy places the organism in Eukaryota, Metazoa, Arthropoda, Insecta, Diptera, Stratiomyidae. Bases 134 to 661 code for a protein of 175 amino acids. The record is from RefSeq and is a predicted model, not a curated record.